AAUGAGAGAAAGCGAGAGAGGGAGAGAGAGAAAGAUAGGUACAGAGUGAGAGGGACAGAGAGAGGUAGAAGUGUAGAAAGUAGGAGAGAGAGGAGACUGUAGCAGAGGUGAUCUUGCCCUCAUUAGUGUCAGGUCUACAGGAUGAUUAUGGGUUGAGAAGGAGAUGAUGGAGGGAAACAAAGUUCUUCAUUUCGUGCCAUCCGAGGCUCCCUCCUCAGGGAUAGCCAAGAAUGGAUACUUUUAUCAAGAGAUGGAGCAGAGGGAGCGAGAGGAACAGGAGGAGGGGAGCGAGGAGCGAGAGGAGGGCCAGGACUCUCCCAUCCCAUCAGGAGAUGACAUUCAUCUCUAUGGCAACCAGACACACCAUGGAGGGGCAGAAUCCGAUGUCCACGGCUGUGUUCUGCUUAACACAUCUCGAAGGUACGUGAAGCUGAUGAACUUUGAGGAAGAGGUGCGAGCUCAUAGAGAUCUGGACGGGUUUCUGGAGAGGGCCAGUAUUCUGCUGCACGAGGACGAGACAUCUCUGGACGAUGUGUUGAAGACAAUGCUCCGCCACGUCUCGCAGGACCCGCACACUGCCGAGCCUGCCUGCAACUUCGAGGAAAUCAUGAGCUCCCUAUUCACAGAUGCCGGGUCACAGGAGGUCAAUGACAGGUCGACGAAUUUCAUUUUCUAUGACAACGUGCAUCUAUUGUCAGAGACGCUGCAAUGUGUGACAGCCACAGCCACAGGGAUCCAGUACCAGCAGUCCUGGCUUUGCAUCCUCUGUAAUGUGAAGAACCUGCAGAGGCGGCACGUGUGUAUCUCUCGCCUGGAUCGUCCACAGAACUGGGGGGAAAAUUGCGCAGAAGUCCGCUAUGUUAUCCUCAUUCUGGCACCUUCUAAAAUGAAAAGCACUAAGACGGCCAUGGAGCUGGGCAGGACGUUCGCCAGCAUGUUCUCGGACAUCUCCUUCAGACAGAAGCUGCUAGAGAGUAAGACUCAGGAAGAGUUUAAAGAGGCACUGGUCAUCCAGAGGUACCACCUGACUGCUGCCAGGCGUAAAACCACGGCUGUGGAGGGCGAAGAAACAGACCCACACAGCCAAAAACCACUGAAGUCUGCAGAAUCUGUGUUCUCGCAACUUGUGUCUCUCUCUCUGCUGUGCAGGGGGCCCUGUUGUAGAGAUUUUUUCAGAGUGGGCAGAGGAAUCUAUGAGGAUCUGUGUCGUCGUCUGCCUCUCUACCCAUCUGACUUCACUGACGGAUUAGUAGGCAAUAACAAAGCCCUUGUGAAGUUUAUGACGACGUCCAUCUUCCUCUACAUUGCUGUGCUGCUUCCUGCCAUUGCUUUUGGCUCACUCAAUGAUGAGAGCACUCGGGGAGAGAUUGAUGUUCAUAAGACGAUCAUUGGGCAGAGUAUAGGUGGAAUAAUCUACUCAUUAUGUGCUGGAUCGCCUCUCGUCAUUCCAUUGACCACGGCACCCAUCGCUAUUUUCAUCAGUGUGAUUAGGGGGAUCUGUGAUGAUUAUGAGCUGGACUUUGCAGCAUUUUAUGCAUGUAUCGGUUUGUGGAACAGCCUCUUUCUCAUCAUGGGAGGAGUUUUCAACCUCAGCCUGCUUGUAAAGCUCUUCAAGAGGUCAAUAGAGGAGGUGAUAGCUUUGUUCAUUUCCAUUGCUUUUGUAGCAGAUGCAGUUAAAGGCACUGUCAAAAUCUUUCAUGAAUUCUACCAUGCUCCCACUCUGGCCAAUGGGAGUGCAGCAGAGUUGAGUCGCAUCAGUGGAAGUGUACAUUUAGGAGAACUUAACUUGACAGAGGCGAUGCCAGUUUCCCUCCCAGAAUCCUUCAUUCUGUGCACAAGGGCACGGCCACUUCUCUUUCUCCUCCUCAUGCUGGGCACACUGUGGGUGGGAUACACACUCUACCAGUUCAGGAAAAGUCCAUUUCUGCAUGUGAAGAUGAGAGAGAUUCUGUCCGACUGUGCUCUGCCUAUCUCAGUGCUUGUCUUCUCUUAUGUGGGAUCAUACGUCUUCAACGACAUUGCCUUGCCGGUGUUUAACUUCUAUAAAGGUCCAGUGUUUCAAGUAGCCCCAUUGGAAAAGCUGACUGGAGCGAGUGUCCUGAGUGCAAUGGGUCUGGGCUUCCUCCUGUUUCUUCUCAUCUUCAUCGACCAGAACAUUGUGGUGUCGCUUACAAAUGCACCUGAGAACAGGUUACUGAAGGGCACAGCAUAUCACUGGGACCUGACUCUGUCUGGCUUGAUUAAUAUUUUGAUGUCUGUGCUGGGCUUGCCGUGGAUGCAUGCUGCUUUCCCUCACUCCACUUUGCAUGUCAGACAGCUGGCCAUCGUGGAAGAGCGGGUGGAAGGAGGACACCUCUAUGAAACUAUAGUGAGUGUGAAGGAGACACGGGUGACCUCGCUUGUGGCAAACAUCCUGAUAGGUGUGAGCGUAUUUCUGCUGCCAGUGCCGCUGCAGUGGAUUCCUAAGCCUGUGCUCUAUGGGCUCUUCCUCUACAUUGCUCUCACCUCCAUUGACGGCAAUCAAAUGUGUGACCGUAUGGCUCUGUUACUCAAAGAACAAACGUCCUACCCUCCUACUCACUACAUCCGUAAGGUGCCACAGAGGAAGAUUCAUUACUUCACUUUCCUUCAGAUGGUGCAGCUGCUUUUCCUGUGUGCAUUUGGGAUGUACCCUCUCCCGUAUAUGAAGAUGAUCUUUCCUCUGCUAAUGUUUAUCCUCAUACCCAUCAGGAAUUGCCUACUGCCCAGGAUCAUUGAGGCAAAGUACCUGGACAUUAUGGAUGCACAGCGCAUGUAACCACAUGCACACUGAGCCUCUGAGCAAAGGAUCUGGGAAUUGUAUUUCUGAAAUGCAAAACUCUGGGAGGAAAGGAUUCUAGUGUUUAACAGCAGGUGUUCUGGUGAAGCACUGAACAAGUAAGAAAGAGAAUGAGUGAGAGAGAUUAUAAAAGAAGGAUAUUUUAAGACAGAACAAGAAGUAAGAGAUGCCUGUUCACCGAGUAGAAAGACAGACUGCUGUGUGACUGUUUGACUAUUGACCUUGGUCAGUCAUUGCUUCUCUCAUGAUCUGAAUUCUACACCAAAGCCCCCCUCUCUCUUUAGUCUAUUCUGAUGUAUCCAUGUACUGCAAUAUGGAUAAAACACUUCAUUUAUGUGACGUAGGAAACCAUCACAUGCACUCUCAAAAAUUGUGCCAAAAUACAAUUACAUCUUAGUGUUUCUGAUGCAAAUACAGCUGGUUUUCAAAGACACAGUGAAGUGUAUCUUCAGAGACUGAAUCAAUAUGUAGCAAUACCUCUUAAUGCUGAAUAUAAACACAUUCAGUGUGUCACAUAGUCAGAAAAUCUCUCACAUUGAGUAAAAAAGCUAUUAUCAUAAAUGUUCCAGUGCAUUUUGGUACAUAACUCUGACAAUAAGUAAUAAUGAAGUGAGCAUGAACCAAAAGAAUACACUCACCUUAUUAGAAAACUGUGUCUUAUAGCAAUACAGCAGAUUAUUAGAGGAAAUCAAUAUUUUAGAGUUUUCUAAAGAGAGUUUUCUUUUUGAGGUAAUAGACUUCUAGUUUGGAUACCCACUGAUGUGUUGAGAAUGUAACAUAUAAGUGCUGGUGAUUCAGGGAUAAAGGAGAAAAAUAAGCAGCAUUUCUGAGAAUCUUACUGCUGAAUGGACUCUGACAUUUAAGCUUUUGCUCAUCACAGGACAACACAACCGUGUACCUUCCAAAUGACACAUGCACAGAGGCAUGGAUAUAAACAACACAUGCAUUAUCAUGUCUGUCCUUUACACAAUAAUAAUAAUAAUAAUAAUAAAUAAGCAAUGCCUUAUAUAAGACAAUUCUUUGAUUGGUUUAGCUCUUAUGUAAUGGUCAACCUAAGGUAUAGUACCAUAAUCUUACAAAUUGAUUUCGAUUUUGCUGAAAACCCUCUCAGCAAGCAUGUAUAGCACUGAGAGACCACGAGAUGUUGUAAUCUAAGAUGAUUCUGACCCAUUAAACAAAGUUACAUUCCCAGAGAGAGUGAGAAAAUAGAGAGGAAGAAAUGUUGAACAGAGAUGUAAAUCUAGACCUUUGAUUAAUCAUGGGCAAAAAGUGUGAGCACCUGUGCUCUUAAUCAUAGGCAUUAUGAGAUUAGAAAAAGCUAUAAAAUAAGACUAGACUGAUAUUUGGCAUGGUAAGCUUUAAGCUUGAGAGUGAAAAAGAUAAAAUGUGAGAUUUUAAAAAGUUUCUCUUGAACAUCUUGCACCACUUGCAUAAGAAACAUUCCCCAUUUCUCUCUAUAUUCCCUGUAAAAGUAUCAGUUAUUCUCCUUGAAUCCUGACCUCUAGUGUUAAAACAACCUACCUUCGGUAAUCCUGUUUGUCAUUGGACAUCUCUCAGUAUUUACUGUAACAAUAUUGAAGUAUUUUACUUUUAAUUUGUGAUUGCUCACACCUGGGUGGGACAUGUUGACAAGUUAUGUUCUGUGCUGUUUAAAUAUUGUUUUUGAUUUUUUUUUCCUAAUCAUGAAUGUAUAAUGUGUAGAUUUUUAUAUAACACAUAAAAUAUCCAUUGUCAAUUGAUUUUGUCAAACAGAUAAGCUAAAUUUGUAAACUGCAAUAUGUAAAAACUAAAGUAAAUAAGAGACAUGUUUAUUGGAAGGAUGGUGUGGGUUUAAUCAGGGUAUGCUAUACACUGAAAUCUUGGUCAUUUCAAGCUGAUUGCCAAAUAAAGAGAUAUAUUGA
Messenger RNA from Xyrauchen texanus (razorback sucker), 4719 nucleotides. RefSeq names its product solute carrier family 4 member 11-like. The transcript is spliced from 22 exons. Lineage: Eukaryota; Metazoa; Chordata; Actinopteri; Cypriniformes; Catostomidae. The coding region runs from base 164 to 2797 and encodes 877 amino acids. Gene Ontology annotation, biological process: monoatomic anion transport; monoatomic ion homeostasis; transmembrane transport. The record is from RefSeq and is a predicted model, not a curated record. Gene Ontology annotation, cellular component: plasma membrane; basolateral plasma membrane. Gene Ontology annotation, molecular function: solute:inorganic anion antiporter activity.